AUGCAGGGUAUAAAGAACAAGCAGGGAUGCUCUGGCCGGUUUAACUCUCGAAACCAUUUGGGAAUCUCUAAUCGGCCUGAACAACCGCCGGCAGCACAGAGCCGUACCCUUCUUGAGAUUAUACGAGACGAUGAGUCUAACAGGGAAAAGAAGAGUUGGAAAACGUUACGGGACAAGCUCCGGCUCAAGCGACCGGUCUCUGUCUGGACCUCCUCGGACCAUGUCCCUGCUUCUGAUGUCAUUGUCGAUGGUAAUAACAGAUCCCAGCUCUCGCGGCACGGUUCCUUUCGUUCUCACUCGGCUGACCCGGCUCGUGUUGUGAACGGAGGUCAAAGCGCCGCGCGAAGUUAUUCGGGUCAGGAACAACCGGUUCGGAACGAUGUCGGCUUGUGGAGUAAUGCUCCACCGUCGAGAAGCUUUAGGACGGAAAUUACAGCGAGAAACGGCGCCGGGAGCAGCGAAGACGACUACUCUCCUAUGGCGCGCAACGAGACGCGCCAACUCGGAACGGUAUUAGCACUGGAUAGGGCAUUAUCUGAGAGAGAAUCAGCGGCGGAGGACCCUGUGAGGAUGUCACUGAUGGAGUUUUUGCAAGAAACAGAUCUAAUCGGACCGAGACACACGACGGUAAACGCCGGUGACGACGAAGAAAACGAGGAGAAAGAAACGGUGGCAGCGAGCGUAGGGAUGCAGCACACGUGUUGCGUGUGCAUGGUCAGGCAUAGAGGUGCGGCGUUUAUUCCAUGCGGCCACACGUUUUGUCGGGUUUGUUCGAGGGAGCUUUGGGUUCAGCGAGGCGACUGCCCGCCAUGCAGUGGCAUAAUCAUGGAAAUUCUUGACAUCUUUUAA
Messenger RNA from Hibiscus syriacus, 849 nucleotides. RefSeq lists its product as uncharacterized. The transcript is spliced from 2 exons. The record is from RefSeq and is a predicted model, not a curated record. Bases 1 to 849 code for a protein of 282 amino acids. NCBI's taxonomy places the organism in Eukaryota, Viridiplantae, Streptophyta, Magnoliopsida, Malvales, Malvaceae.